GACCCGUGAUGUGUGUGAGGCCAUCUGGUAACACGACCUUUGGCCUUGAUCUCUAGACGGGAGCCACAGUUAACCCAAUUCAAUUUGUACUUCAGAAAGAUUUGUUUCACCAACAGAAAAAGCACGUUUCACUUGAAAUGUUUCUGUACGCUUUUUGAUAUGUUAAAUACUUGCUUCUGCAGAAGACAAAAGAACACUAUGAAUGGAAGAGAAAUGUGUAAGAUUAUUCUUUUUUUUUUUUAAAUCUAACAAUAACUAAUGCUUGGUGCAUCUUUAGAUGCUACAAAUACUCCAAACCUGUGUCAAUAACUUUAUUUACAAAUAGGUAAAAUGCAUAAAGUUCUUUAGAACAAACAGCAGAGAAUUUGUGCACAUGCAGACUGUUGAAUGAAGCUGCUGGUACAAGGUUCAAUUGAUCUAGCCCAACCGACUCUUGCCAAAAAUAGUCAAAGUCUAAAAUUAGAGUAAAUUAUCAAACCCAUUCUUUAAAAAAACAGAAACAAAGUAACCCACUGCAGUCCUCUAACAUUUUGUAUAAGGAACCACAACAGAAAUACCACUGCAGAAGUAUUAAAGUGGAGGUCCUCAGAGGACAGAGCUGAUGCUAAGCCAUGUUUCGGCCUUGGAAGACCAUGUCUAAGUCGCUGAAGAAGAUCGUGGAGGAGAGCAGGGAGAAGAACCAGCCCGAGGUGGACAUGUGCGACCGCGGCAUCUCCAACAUGCUGGAUGUUCCCGGCCUCUUUACAUUGUCUCACAUCACACAGCUGGUUCUGAGUCACAACAAGCUUACAACUGUGCCAGCAAACAUUGCAGACCUGAGAAACAUAGAAGUGCUCAACUUUUUCAACAACCAGAUUGAGGAGCUGCCUACACAGAUUAGCAGCCUUCAGAAGCUUAAACACCUUAAUCUUGGCAUGAACAGGUUAAACACCUUGCCCAGGGGAUUUGGCUCUUUACCAGCUCUGGAGGUUCUUGACUUGACUUACAACAAUUUAAAUGAAAACUCUCUACCAGGAAACUUCUUCUAUCUGACCACCCUGCGUGCACUCUAUCUAAGUGACAACGAUUUUGAAAUCCUGCCGCCAGAUAUUGGGAAGCUCACAAAGUUGCAGAUACUGAGUCUUAGAGACAAUGACCUGAUAUCACUGCCCAAAGAAAUUGGUGAGCUCACUCAGCUUAAGGAACUUCAUAUCCAGGGAAAUCGCCUUACUGUGCUGCCCCCAGAACUAGGUAAUUUGGAUUUGACUGGUCAAAAGCAAGUCUUCAAAGCAGAGAACAAUCCUUGGGUUACCCCUAUUGCUGACCAGUUCCAGCUGGGCGUAUCUCAUGUUUUUGAAUACAUACGUUCAGAAACAUAUAAAUAUCUUUAUGGUAGACACAUGCAGGCGAAUCCUGAACCUCCAAAGAAGAACAAUGACAAGUCAAAGAAGAUCAGCCGUAAGCCUCUGGCAGCCAAGAACAAAUAAGUCUCUGGCUUCUGCCUCUGUUUUUAUGUCUUUUACAUUGCUUUUGCAUGUGCCUGUAAUAUGUUCCUAUGCAUCUCCCGUUACUCAUAAGAAAGCAGACAGUAGCAGUAAAAGCAAUUUACUAUGUAUACUUCUUUAGAAGAUACUGCUGAACACAAAAUUAAAUAUUCCUCUAAUUAUGGUCACAUUUAUGUAGCCAUUUAAUAUAUCACUGUCAAACGCAUUUUAGCUUUUCUAUUUAUAUGUAUAUUAAUGUCCUCUCUUCACAUGUAUCACGUCCUGUUAAUAUCAGGGGGUUUGCACCUAUAUUAUACAAUAUUGAAUUUCAUAUAAUAUUCCAAGUGAUUUUAAUAAAGGUCUUUCUUUGUA
This is a messenger RNA of Pezoporus occidentalis (night parrot), 1835 nucleotides long. RefSeq names its product Ras suppressor protein 1 (gene RSU1). The record is from RefSeq and is a predicted model, not a curated record. Gene Ontology annotation, molecular function: protein binding. The transcript has 9 exons. Bases 612 to 1466 code for a protein of 284 amino acids. Lineage: Eukaryota; Metazoa; Chordata; Aves; Psittaciformes; Psittacidae.